UGAAGCAGUGGAGAGAGGAAAGAAAAAAGAAAAAUGGAGGAAGAAAAGAGAAAUUCAAAGAAACCAAUGUUUAAAGUUUCACACAUGGAGUAUCAAGGCGAAGCAAGUUUGUACAAGAAAGAAAAGGCUCAACAAAAUCUUAAGGAAAAAACAUGAUAGACUGGCAAAACAAAACUCAAAAAUCACAACAAAGCCAGAAGCUGCCGCCAAACCAAUUACUGUUCCCAAGCCAGUGCAGGCCAAGGCAAAACCAGUCAUUCAGACAGUUACUAAACAAGAGGUGCCUUCUACCAGAAUGACAAGAUCAAGUGCUAAGGAAACUGCACCAAGCAAGAAAGCUAUGUUAGAAAAGAAAUCUGUUAAAGAAACUGCAACAAAUAAAAAUGUCCCAUCUAAAAAGACAUCUCCUGUUAGAAGUUCCAGUCAGAAGAAAGAAAAAGCCCAGAAAGCAUCUAAUCUCUAUUCUAAGCUCACUGUAUCAGCUGCAGCUAAAGCUAAGGGUGCAAAUGAUAAACCAAAAGAGUUUUUGAGAGCUAAACCUCAUAAGGUAGCAAAGGUAGCGAAGAAAGAGGUUUCAAAUGAAAACUUGACAGGAUCCAAAAACAUCAAGAUAACUAUAGAUGUAAAAGUUGAAGCCACAAAUAGCUCUAAACGUAAGAAGAGCAUCAAGUUUACUGAGCCUGAUCUAGGUCGUACUGAUGAUAGCUCAUCUGGAUGUGAUGUGAACUUAUCGGAUUCAAAUGUGAAAACACCAAAACACUCUACCCCCCACAUUAUCAAAAAGCCGUUCCAAGAGUUCUGGAUCCAAGUGCAGAUACAGGAAAACACCUGCUGUCAGAAGGAGCCGUAGUUCAGCAAAGCGUCUAG
Molecule: messenger RNA, 867 nt
Organism: Physella acuta
Lineage: Eukaryota; Metazoa; Mollusca; Gastropoda; Physidae
Source: RefSeq, a predicted model, not a curated record